Messenger RNA from Anthostomella pinea, 579 nucleotides. NCBI's taxonomy places the organism in Eukaryota, Fungi, Ascomycota, Sordariomycetes, Xylariales, Xylariaceae. The record is from the annotation of a GenBank genome assembly.
AUGAACUCGAAUAUCAAGCGUGUCGUCGCUUUCUGGUUCAACCGGCCUCCGAUGGAUUGGAUCGUCGCUCCCACGGGGCUCGAUGCCGAACUGAGAUCCGAGUUUGGGGAACUCGUUUUGAGCGCCCGACGCAACGACCUGGACGAUUGGGCUUCCCAGCCAGAAGGCAGCCUUGCCCUAGUCGUCCUGCUUGACCAAUUCUCCCGCAACAUCUUCCGCGGCUCCCCCGCCGCAUUCAGCGCCGACGCCAAGGCGAGCGACACCGCCACGCGGGCCAUCGCGCGCGGCUUCGACAAGCAGGUCUCCGUCAUCCAUGCCACGGCAUUCUACAUGCCGCUUAUGCAGCAGGAGAGCCUUAUAUCAGUGAUCGCGGCGCGCGGCCUGUUCGAGGGGCUGAGGGGGAGGUGUGAGAGCAAGGAGGAGCGCGAAUGGGUCGAAAUGGGUGUUUCGGCUAUGGGCAGGCACUUGGAGCAGUUGGAGCGGUUUGGGAGGUUUCCUACUCGGAAUGCUGUGUUGGGGAGGGUGAACACUGCAGAUGAGGACGAGUUUUUGGCACAGCAUAAGCCUAGCCUGUCGUAG